This is a messenger RNA of Charadrius vociferus (killdeer), 2976 nucleotides long. RefSeq names its product centromere protein C (gene CENPC). The transcript has 19 exons. Gene Ontology annotation, molecular function: centromeric DNA binding. Gene Ontology annotation, cellular component: kinetochore. Lineage: Eukaryota; Metazoa; Chordata; Aves; Charadriiformes; Charadriidae. The coding region runs from base 1 to 2976 and encodes 991 amino acids. The record is from RefSeq and is a predicted model, not a curated record. Gene Ontology annotation, biological process: attachment of mitotic spindle microtubules to kinetochore; spindle attachment to meiosis I kinetochore; kinetochore assembly.
AUGCAGGGAGUUAAUCAAGACUUUAGUUUUACUGUGGAACAGCUAACGUGCUGUCACUGCCUAUCAACGUGCUCUGCCUGUGAUAAACACAGGAAUCAUUUUAAAAAAGGCUACAGAGCAAGAUUCUGCCAUGGAGAAGGAACUAAGAUUGAUGUGCAGCCAGGUCAAAAUGUACUGAAACUCGUACAGGAUUGUUUUGAAAGUUGUGGUAAUGAUCUUACAAUAAGCUCUCCAAGUGCAACCCACUGCUCAACUCCUGUUAGCAGCAGGAAGAGGACUUCAACACAGAGCCAAAGCGCAGGGUUAACUAAGUCUGUGAAAAGAGCCUGUAAUUCUGCAGAGUCCUUACCUGCAUCACCACUAAAAAGAGUCAGCAGCAGAGGACAAUCACAUGAAUCGCCCCCGAAGUGUGCAAUACAUGGUUGCGUAGCUGAUUCUAAUAACCUACAGUCUUCUGUGUCUAAAAGAGAAGCAAAUGAUAUAUUAAAAGAUGUUGAAGCACUAUGCGAAAGUCCUGCCGUGUCUUUGGACUCUGAGGAUGAUUAUGGGUCUGUUGGAUCACCUCUUCUUGUGGAGGAAGUGAGAAGUUCUCCGGAAUGUAUAUCACAUUUUGGUGACCGAAAUGCUCCUGCUGCAGUGAAGAGCUGUAUGGAAGUUGAAAAUUUGGAAGGACCUCAGACUGGGAGAGAUGAGAAGGUUGUUCUUGUGCAAGGAACACAAGGUGUUGCUACGUCUUCUGUACAGAAACAGAAGUCUUUCUCUUCCAUUGUCUUAGAAGCUGUAGCAACAGGAGCACGUGGAAAAAGGUAUUCAGCCUCAGUAUCACCACCAUCACCUCCUCCUGUGAAAGAUCAAGAUAUAGAAAUAGAAAAUGAAUGUGAAUUUUUAAUUGAGGAAUCAGAUUGGCUUUCAAUACCCUGUAAGAACAAAAAACCAAAAAAAGAUGGCCCUGCAACUCCUGUUUCUAAAUCUCAGCCAUCUGAAAAGGAGAAGACAGAGAGUAAGAAAGGCAAGAGUGGAAAAGCACAGAUUGAAGCACUUACUGAAGAGGAAAUGGAUGAUUUGGAUGUCAGAGUACAUGACUUCAAAGGAACAUCAGAAUCAGAUCCAGCAUCUAACAGUAAAGGAAACGUACUUCAAUCUCAAAGGCAAACCAGUACUCGUAUGGGAAAAACUGAAAAGGCUGCACUUGGACAAGGCUCUUCAAAACAGAAAAACAACACGCCCUGGAAACCAGAAGCUGAAGAACUGAUGUCGUCAUCGUCUGGAUUGAAAACAAAAGCAUCUGAUGCAGAACAACAUAAAACAAAUGUCGUGACAAGUGAGGAUUCACCUAUGCCUUCAACUGCGCAUCCGCAAGAGCAGACUGUGUCUCCAAAAAAGAAUCUCAGGUCCUCCAAGCGUCUACAGUCGGCUUCAAAAGCUGCUCAGCAUUUAGUUCACGAGCAACAAACUGCUAAGCAGAAACUUCCAAAAGCUACAGCAGCUAAGAGACGGGCAGAAACUCCAAGGAAGAAGCUUAAAAAAUCUGGCAAGAAAAUUAGUGCUAAAAAGCCUCAGUUAAAAAGAAAGAAGAGUUCUAAAAGUGAACCUGGAGAAGAAGAGCUUGAAAGAGAGCUGGUAAAAUCGAAUGAAGUGUUUACCUCAUCGCCGCAUCAGAAAUUACAGACUUCCAGGAUUCGGAAGUCGGCUAAGUCUGAAACGCCUAAAAAUGUAGCGCACACGGAGUCACUUGGUGGUGCAGAUAGCGAAAUUGUUAAAGCACUACAGCAUCUCAUAGACAGUGUGAAGAAUUCUGAAAAGAAACAUUUGUCAGCUAAGUCUUCAGGGAAGACACCCAAAAAGAGUAGUGGCAGAAUCAGUAAAGGUGUUUGCUCAAACCCUGAGGACACUGAGUCUCAAACAGAUUCUGACAGCUCUUCUGUGCAGGACACGGCCAGAAGAAAACAGAAGUUAUCAGCUGUGAAAAUAAAAAAUAACAAAAGAAAACAUAACACAGAACAUGGACUACAAGAUUACUUUGCAGCUGAGGCGUCCAUGGGUUGUGAAAGCGGUCCUGUUCUAGAACAUCGUGAUAAAUUUGCUUCCAGAAGUAAGUUUUGUGAAGAGGAUAAUACAUCUUCAGAUAGUUCUGAAGACUUUAAUCGUCAAAUAAAAGAACUGUUGUCAGACAAGGUAGCAAGGCGUAAAAUAGUGAUGCCUUCCAACACACCUAAUGUUCGUCGGACAAAAAGAAUACGACUAAAACCUCUGGAGUAUUGGCGAGGCGAGCGCGUUAACUAUACGAUGGGGCCUUCAGGAGGACUUAUGAUUAGUGGAAUAGUAUGUCCAGAAACAGGACCUCAGAGGCAGAUUAAACAGAGGAGUGAUGGUGACAAGCAGCAAAGAUGUGAAACAAGAAGUGACAUACCUGCAAAUUUGAAUCACAUCCUAGCUGAUGCUUCAAAGCCAACUCCUGUACUGGACCCAGUAACAAAUAAGGAAGUACUUCUAGAAUGUGUUAACACUGAAAGCAGUCACACAUGCGUCUUCAGAGAUGAAACAGUAGAAGUAUACAAAAAUUUGAAUACAUCUGCUUUUGCCGUUGGUAGAUUGAUUUUGAAACCACUUAAAGAAAAGGGACAUCAGUUUGUUCACAUAGAUACAGUAGCCUUCCAUGUUAUCCACGGCAAAAUUAUUGUUACCUUACAUAAGACAUCAUAUUAUCUGACUACAGGGGCCUACUUCUAUGUUCCAGCAGGAAAUGGAUAUAACAUACGUAAUCUUCUGAAUGAAGAAAGUGUUCUUCUCUUCACACAACUCAAAAAAGACAGAACCAAGAGCAAGAAGCAUAUGUUGGAGACCUCUUCCCCAUCACUUUGCCUGCAAAUUGAAGAUCAUCUAGUGCAAAGGAAUUCUGAAGAACACUGUAACUACCAUCACACUGGAAACACGCUCCAGUGUGUUGUUUCAUUGAUCUUAAAAGAUCUAGUGUAA